AUGAAGAGGAUUCCGCUGUCAAAAGAAGUAGCAAUAGAUAGAUAUAACUUUGCCCACGACUGGCUCGAGAAUAUCGACGAAUUCCUGCGGCCCAUAUUCUCUGAUAAGAGUUCCUGCCAGAACAAUACCUCAAAACAAACUCUCAGCUCAGUGCGAAGCGUAGAGAAAAAGAGGGAAAAAAAAGAAGCCAGGGACGGUACCUCCACGUUCGAGGAAGUCAAUGUCAAGGUCGAGACCAGCGUCGACUCCAACACCAAGAUGUCUCUCCAUUUUGCCGUGAUCCACGGGAAAAAACACAUCGUCAUCCUCGGCACCGAUGUAAAGGGCAAGGCUGCUCCUGCGGCAGCAGCAGCCCUGCCCGUCAGGGCUCUCCUUGGCACCCUGAACCACAAUGCUGUCAGAAACAACACCAAGCCCGCGGCUAUCACUGCUCCGGCGGCAAAGGCCACUCCGGCGGCAAAGGCCACUCCGGCGGCAAAGGCCACUCCCGCGGCUGUCGCUACUCCCGCGGUUGUCUCUACUGAUAAACAAAAGAAAACGACCACCUACUAAUAACGCCCCUCCCCUCGUGAGGUACCUGUUGUGACGGACACUCUAUGGCGACAACAGUGCCAGUCACCCCGUUGUGCUUUAUGGUGGUUUAUGGUGGUGCUCACGAGCUAAGAUACCUUGAGUAUUGCUAACUAGCUAGCUGGGAAACGGGCAAAUCGCACAGGCCAAUUUAAUUUUGAGGACUGGGACACAUACACACAUCCAGAAAGAUGGCAGAGACAUCUUUUUUGGGAGAAAGAGUGAGGUUGCUUUCCCGGGGCAGGCCCCCCGGUGAUCUAGAUGCAGGCAUCAGAUCAGGAUACGGAAUUUUGGUUGUGUGGAAAGACAUAGAUAGGUAGUG
Lasiosphaeria miniovina is the source of this 892-nucleotide messenger RNA. RefSeq lists its product as uncharacterized. NCBI's taxonomy places the organism in Eukaryota, Fungi, Ascomycota, Sordariomycetes, Sordariales, Lasiosphaeriaceae. The transcript is spliced from 2 exons. Bases 1 to 552 code for a protein of 183 amino acids. The record is from RefSeq and is a predicted model, not a curated record.